AUGGAAACCGACGCUGAAAAGAACAUUGCCAUCUGGAAGGUCAAGAAACUAAUCAAGUCUCUGGAAAAGGCCAGAGGUAAUGGUACGUCGAUGAUCUCGCUUGUGAUCCCCCCCAAGGGCCAGGUAUCGAUGAUCCAGCGAAUGCUUACAGAUGAGUACGGUACGGCGUCAAACAUCAAGUCCAGAGUCAACCGUCUGUCGGUUUUGGGUGCUAUCACAUCCACACAGCAAAAACUGAAGCUAUACACCAGGGUACCUCCAAAUGGUCUUGUAUUGUACUGUGGUGACAUCAUCACCGAAGAGGGCAAGGAAAAGAAGGUAACCAUCGACAUUGAACCCUACAAGCCCAUCAACACAUCGCUGUAUCUGUGUGACAACAAAUUCCACACGGACGUGCUGUCAGAACUGCUAGAGGCCGACGACAAGUUUGGUUUCAUCGUCAUGGAUGGUCAGGGGUCCCUGUUCGGUCUGCUGUCGGGAAACACCAGAACUGUGCUGCAUAAGUUCACUGUCGACCUUCCAAAGAAGCACGGAAGAGGUGGUCAGUCCGCGGUUCGUUUCGCUCGUCUGAGAGAAGAGAAAAGACACAACUACGUCAGAAAGGUGGCCGAGGUAGCAGUCCAGAAUUUCAUAACUAACGACAAGCCCAACGUCAAGGGUUUGAUUCUGGCAGGUUCCGCCGACUUCAAGACCGAUCUAGCAAAAUCUGAACUUUUCGAUCAAAGGUUGGCCUCCAGAGUUGUAAAAAUUGUCGAUAUUUCUUACGGUGGUGAAAACGGUUUCAACCAAGCCAUUGAGCAAUCCGCUGAAGCUUUGGCCAACGUCAAGUUCAUCCAAGAAAAGAAGCUGAUUACAAGCUACUUCGACGAAAUUUCUCAGGAUACCGGAAAGUUCUGCUACGGUAUUGACGACACUCUAAAGGCUCUCGACUUGGGUGCCGUGGAAACUCUAAUUAUUUUCGAAAACUUGGAAACUGUCAGAUACAUUUUCCACGACUCAGAGGAAAAUGAGGUCAUAAGAUUUGCCGAACCUGAACAAGAAGACAAGUCGUACAAUAUCGACAAAGGUACUGGCUUGGAGAUGGAAAUAGCCGAAGAGCAACCUUUGGUCGAGUGGUUGGCGGAAAACUACAAGAACUAUGGUGCCAACCUGGAGUUCGUCACUGACAGAUCCUCAGAAGGUGCGCAGUUCGUGACAGGGUUUGGUGGUAUUGGUGCCAUGCUGCGUUACAAGGUCAACUUCGAACAGCUGGUGGACGAGUCCGACGAUGAGUACUAUGAAGAGGACGAGGGCUCUGAUUACGACUUCAUCUAA
Lachancea meyersii CBS 8951 is the source of this 1314-nucleotide messenger RNA. Lineage: Eukaryota; Fungi; Ascomycota; Saccharomycetes; Saccharomycetales; Saccharomycetaceae. The record is from the annotation of a GenBank genome assembly.